GUACUGUACUUUACCUUAUCCUUUCUACCGUCGUUGAUAAAAUACAUGGGUUCAAUGCGACCAAACCAGUUUGGCUUUGAUCUGGUCUAGUUAUGAUUUGCUUAGACAACGCGCAUCCAGCCAAAUGACCUCCUUGCGCGCUGGCCCGACCGGAACCACAUCUUCCCCUUUCGGCAGUGGGUCUUCGUCGUCCGAUGGGCUUCUGUACACUCCGGCCUCCGACAGAUCAGAGGAGGAUAAUAAUGGCCCCUCCGCAUCCCGGCUCUCUCGUCCUACCAUAGGAUCUCUGAGAGUGCAGACGGACUUUAACGACGAGGCUGACCUUUCGGUUUCUUCCGACGAUGGGCUGGACGAUGGAUAUGAUUCCUAUGAUGAUAUCCGGCCCAAUUCCAGCAGAGAUUCUUCCCACGAUCUUCUCAAGUAUACAAUUGAGGAGGAGCAACAGGUGGUCAAACGCUUCGAUCGUAAACUCGUUCCAUUUCUGGCAUUAUUAUACUUACUUUCCUUUCUCGACCGGUCAAAUAUCGGCAAUGCGAAGAUUGCCGGUCUGGAGGAGGACCUGCAGCUUUCCUCCUCGCAGUAUGAGUGGCUGCUCACAGCCUUCUACACCACCUACAUCCUCUUCGAAUGGAUGACUCUAAUGUAUCGACUGGUGCCCGCGCACAUCUACAUCGCCCUGUGCGUCUUUGGAUGGGGCCUCGUCGCCUCUUUCCAAUCGCUCGCCACCUCCUUCGGCGCGCUCGUCUUCCUUCGCGCAACGCUGGGGAUCACCGAGGCAGCCUUCGGGCCCGGCGUGCCCUUCUAUCUCUCCCAGUUCUACAAGCGGGAAGAACUCGCCUUCCGCAACGGGCUCUUCAUCUCCGCCGCCCCGCUGGCCUCCUCCUUCGCCAGCAGCCUCGCCUGGGUGAUCGUCAAGUUCAGCAGCGGAGGCCCCAUUGCCCCGUGGCGCACCUUAUUCCUGGUGGAAGGGUUCCCCAGCGUGAUUGUCGCCGUCUUCGCCUGGCUCUGGAUCCCCGACUCGCCCGGGACCGCGCGGUUUCUGGACUCGCGGCAAAGGAUGAUCGCUCAGCUCCGCAUGGACGACAAGGGUAGCAGUGGCAGUGGCACUUUAUCACGGCGACUUGGAGGGCCCUUUAAUUGGGGAGAAGUCAAAAAGACCCUCGCCGAUCCCAAAGCGUACAUCACCGCUUUCAUGUUCUUCAGCUGCAACGUCGCCUUCAGCUCGAUGCCCGUCUUCCUUCCCACGAUCAUAGCAGAAAUGGGCUACACCGCACUCCAGUCCCAAGCCCUCAGCGCACCGCCCUACGUGCUCGCCUUCCUCACCGUCCUCCUAACAGCCUACUACUCGGACCGCCACCGCCGCCGCAGCCCCUUCCUGAUCGCCCACGCCCUCGUCUCGGCCACCGCCUACCUCACCCUCGCGCUCACGGGCCACUACCACGCCUUCUUCGCCGACCGCAACCUAACCACGCUACAAACCACCAUCCGCUACGUCAGCCUCUACCCGGCGAUUGCGGGCUUCUUCUCCGCCAUCACGCUGAUCAUCACCUGGAGCAUGGACAACCGGCCCGCGCAGGAGGGUAAGGGUGCUAGCGUCGCGCUGCUGAACCUGGUGGGCCAGUGCGGGCCCCUGCUGGGGACAAGGCUGUACCCUGCCAGCGAGGGGCCGUGGUAUGUGCGGGGCAUGGGAGUGUGUGCGGGGUGUAUGGUGCUCGUGGCCGUGUUGGCGGUGGUGCUGAGGGGAAUGUUGGGGAGGGAGAAUCGGAGGGUGCUGCAGGGGAAACAGGGUGGAGGUGCGGGGGAUGAGGAGUUUGAGAUGGAGAGGAGGGAGGGUGGGGAGGAGAGUGAGGUGUUGAUUUUUGGGGAGAGGAGGAGGAGCAGAAGGAUGGGGCCGGCUGUUGGGGACGAUGGCGGUGGUUAUAUCCUUUGAUCCUUUUGGAGAUGGGAUAGGGGUUCUUGGUGAGGGUAGGUAGGUAUCUGGACCGGCUUGUUGCGUAUUCGUUUGUGGGGAAAACAUAUGAGUUUGAAAUUUUACUCGCUUGGGGAGAUAGAUUGCUGUUCAUCUUGGUGAGCGAAUAUAGAGUUGAGUCUAUAGCUUGGUUGGC
This is a messenger RNA of Aspergillus aculeatinus CBS 121060, 2105 nucleotides long. Its product is annotated as putative MFS transporter. The transcript has 4 exons. Gene Ontology annotation, biological process: transmembrane transport. Bases 125 to 1930 code for a protein of 601 amino acids. Gene Ontology annotation, cellular component: membrane. Gene Ontology annotation, molecular function: transmembrane transporter activity. The record is from RefSeq and is a predicted model, not a curated record. NCBI's taxonomy places the organism in Eukaryota, Fungi, Ascomycota, Eurotiomycetes, Eurotiales, Aspergillaceae.